Molecule: messenger RNA, 568 nt
Organism: Macrobrachium nipponense
Lineage: Eukaryota; Metazoa; Arthropoda; Malacostraca; Decapoda; Palaemonidae
Product: cGMP-dependent protein kinase 1-like
Exons: 2
Coding region: 141-518 (125 amino acids)
Source: RefSeq, a predicted model, not a curated record
GUAGGACAAUUUUGGAACAUGUGUGAUCUCAUGUGUUGUUAGUUGGUUGUUGGCAAGGUUAGCGAAAGAGUGUACUGUGUGGUAGGAUAGGAUAUGCUUCACUUAUAACGGACUGUCAGGCAUUUUUGUUAAUAGUGAACAUGGGGUCGUUAGUCGAAUUACAAGAAAUGUUAAAUAAAAAGGAUGAUCGAAUUCAACAGUUGGAAGCGAUUCUCAAAGUCCGUGAUGAUGAAAUUGUGGAACUCCGAUCUCAGCUGGAUAAAUUCCAGAGUGUUAUGCUUUUUGCUAAAGGCCCAGCAGGAACUGGGUCAGGCAAAGAGAGAACGCGAAAAACCCGUGCCCAGGGUAUUUCUGCGGAGCCUCAAGCCCUAAAAACCGUGCAGGAGUUAAACAAACUCGGCCAGACAACUUUCCCCGAAGUCCCCAAAUCUUCAAGACGACACCCUACUACUACUACUAGCACUACCAAUACUACUAACCCUGACAGUGACAAACCCUGGCAACAGAUGGCGUCGUGAGUGCGCUUGGUGCUGGCCUUGUGAGUGAUGGGUAAAGUCUCGACUUUAUC